CUCCCUUCCUCAUUUCAAUACAGGAAGUGCGUUUGUACUCAAGGCUGUCAGCACUCACUGUGGCCCAUCUGUCUUAUAAAAGUCUCGCGGACAUGAUCCGUCUUUAGUAGCCGAGUCCACUGCUUGUCGCCAUGACCUGCUGGGACCAUGAACUUCAGCACAACAUUUGAUGCCACAUGUGGUAAACUGCAAACUCUAUGGGCUGGAGUCCGGUCCCCCAGGGAGAUGGGGAAUGUGAUCCGAGGCGCUGGUGGCAGAAACCAGGUGAACAAUGAAAACCUUGAUUGCGCUCCGAAAGGUUCUGAUAAAGAUGUAGCGGUCGUGCUGGAGGACUACCCCUCUGCUGAAAUCAGCGAGCCCAUCUACAGAAAGGGCGAGAUGCUCCAAGUCAUUGCACAGGAAGCUUAUUGGUGGAGAGUUCGCACUGCAGGGAAGGAGAACUACAUACCCAACAGCCAUGUGGCAAAAGUUUACCACGGGUGGCUCUUCGCAGGAGUGGGCAGGGAGAAGGCCGAGGAGCUACUUCUUUUGCCCGGGAACAAAGUGGGCUCGUUUCUGGUGCGGGAAAGCACAAGUGAGAGAGGUCUGUAUUCACUCUCGGUGAGGCACAGGCAGAUAAAGCACUAUCGGAUCUUCAGGUUGGACAACAGCUGGUACUACAUUUCCCCCAAGCUCACCUUCCAGUGCCUUGAAGAUAUGAUCAACCAUUACUCUGAUUGUGCAGAUGGACUGUGUUGCACGUUAACGAGUCCCUGUCUGUCAGAAAAACCGAGGACAUCAGACGCAGCUYCAGAUCCUCCACCUGUAGUUAUGAGACGCAACUUUGACUGGAAUAAAGUAGACAGGAAACAGCUGGUCAGCACAGACGGCCACGGUGACAGCUUGGUGAGCUACGGCGUCAGGAACAGCAUCGCUGCCUAUUUGUCCUUUUCGGGCCACGAAAAGCCCGAGCAGCAGCGAGCAGAGAGCAGGAAGAAGAAGAGCAAAUCUGUGUACGCAAUCCCCGAAAAUGGCAACGCCAUCGCCGAUGAAAACUACGAUGAAAACUUCUAGAAGCAGAGAAAGGAAAACAUCCAGGAGGUCCGUGGAGGAACUCACAUCUCUUAACCAUAAAUGUGUUUCUAUUGUCUGAAAUAUUUAACAGGAACAGCAGUUGUUAUUGUUGGGCAUUAUUAGAAUAUAACAUAUUGUUAGAUAAAAUGCUUGUACAAGUAGAAAAAGAUCAAACUAUUUUCUUCUAGAGUAUUUUAUGCUCAGUGUUAAUCAUAUUGUAUGUACAUACAUUUUUUGCACAUAAAUAUAAGAAAAAAAAUCUUUUACAAAUUAACUCUCACUGUAAACAAAAUCAGGUUUGGCUUUUAUUCCAUCUUGUUUGGCUUGAAGAAGUAUUGUUCACACAAUCCGACAAAUGAUGUAUAUUCUUUGUUUAGACAUGUAGGUUUGACCAGUUCAUUUUUUAUUGUUUUGUUUUYGUGUGGCUGCGGUUUGAAGUAACGUCACGUACUUAUUCUUAUCUGAGAAAUAACAAAGAAACUGAGACAUGGGUGCAGUUCCUGUUAAUGCUCUCUUCUAAAGAUAAACUAAAGUGUUAAAUGACCACUUUGCUCGUCUAAUCUUAGUUUUAACACACAAGCCCAAACCCAUUGGACAUUCGAGAACGUGUGAAGAACCUUUGGUUUUAUUUCUUCUAAUGUAUUUAACUACUGUUGUAUAAAGUUAUUUAUGUGUUUAGCUGGUGUACUAUAAGCGUUUCUGUUUGCCCCUUUUAAAUCUUUUUGUUCAUUCUAUAAAUAUGUAUUUACGUUUUCUAAAUGGCUCAUAUGGAACGCCACUAUAUUUUCCUGUACUGUAUGUUUAGGUAAUUAUUAUCCUGUAAAGUGAAGGAACCACUAUGUGCGAGGAUUGUUGUUGACAUAAAGAAAAAGUCAAACCACCAACUGAACGGCAUCGCUGCACUGUGAYACAUGGCACUCAUCUGCAUCAAAUAAAAACAUGUUUCAAAAAAGCAAUCAUUAUAAUAAAUAAUGUGAAUUUCC
Molecule: messenger RNA, 2036 nt
Organism: Austrofundulus limnaeus
Lineage: Eukaryota; Metazoa; Chordata; Actinopteri; Cyprinodontiformes; Rivulidae
Gene: sla1a
Product: Src like adaptor 1a
Exons: 8
Coding region: 148-1053 (301 amino acids)
Molecular function (GO): protein binding
Source: RefSeq, a predicted model, not a curated record